This is a messenger RNA of Pararge aegeria (speckled wood butterfly), 7283 nucleotides long. RefSeq lists its product as uncharacterized. Lineage: Eukaryota; Metazoa; Arthropoda; Insecta; Lepidoptera; Nymphalidae. Gene Ontology annotation, molecular function: protein binding. The transcript is spliced from 14 exons. The record is from RefSeq and is a predicted model, not a curated record. The coding region runs from base 274 to 6180 and encodes 1968 amino acids.
UCCAAUAUGGCGGUAAACGGUGUAUGAUAAGUGUAGAAUGUUUUGAAUCGAAAACUAGAAAUAAAAACCUCAAAAAACCGUCGAAUCGCGAUAAAUAUAUGCAAUGAAUGGUGUUAUCGCGGUUAUGUCGCGUUGACGAGACGCUCAAGUGUAAUGACCAACUUGAAUUUUGUGUGAAAUCCAAUGUUAUUUUUGUGAGAAUUUUGCUGUGUUAUAUAUUUCGCUAACUGAUGUGCUCUACGGUGAUAUGUGGUGGUAGAUUCCGCGAGAGAUAUGUCUACCAAUGAUAAAGCUACAAUCUCGGGAGUGAGUGAUAAAACUGGAGUUUCUGGGGGGACUGCUUGCAGCGAUGUGUCCGAGAAGAAAAUAAAUAGGAAAGUCAGUUUUCCAAACGAUGAGCACCUAGUCACACAAUACUUCGAGCCCUCUAACCCUUGGCAAGAUGUGCCGUCGACGACGCGUGCUCAGCUGGCCGCGGAAUACCUCGAGGCGUGUCGGUGCCACGGUACGCCGGCCAUCGAGUCGGUGCUGCAGCAGAUACGGGAGCUACCGGAGAAUACAAUCGGCGGUUGCACCCGGGCGCCCCGGCUCUGCCUGUCGGACUGCUCGCUGCUCGGCAGCGCGCCGACGGACGCCCUCGAGGCCUUGCUCCGGAAGGUGCAGUUCCGGAGAUUGGAGAUCGACCAUGCUGGCAUCGAUGACAACGGAGCGGAGGCGCUGUUUGACAUGGUGGAGUACUACGAGAGCACGAGCGUGCUGUGUCUUAUUGGACCGCGACAGUUCGGCAUCAGGGGAUGGCAGGCCGCUUCGAGGAUGAUCAAAAUGAGUGCAGAGCUAUCCGAGAUAGAGAUAUCCGAGAGUCCGCUGGAGGCGAGUCACGCGACCGUGCUAGCGAGAUCCAUACGGCCGGCCGGGUGUCGGUUGCGAUCCGUUUGCCUUCAGCGGGCUGCACUCGCGGGGGAAUCCCUGUUGUGUCUCGUGAUCGCGCUCAAGACUAACAGUUCGGUGCGGGAGUUGCGGCUCGGGGACAACAGUCUCGCGGCGUCGGACGCGUCGCAGAUAGCCUCAUUGCUGCGGUACAACACGCGAUUACAGCUACUCGACCUGUCCAACAACCAGAUUCAGGAUACAGGCGUGGGUGCUAUAGCGGAUGCGUUGGAAAAGCAAUUGGCGGACUCUCCCCCCUCACCGCACCAAUGCCCACUGGGUGGUUACGAGACGAGAGGACUGGCGUUUCUAGUACUAUGGAAUAAUCAGCUGACGAGGAACUGUGCGGGGCAUCUGGCAAAAAUUUUGAGGGCGUCCCAAACUCUAUGCGUGUUAAACGUAGGGCGAAACGCUCUAGGUUCAGACGCAGUGCGGGCGCUACAGACAGACAGAAUCGGAGGUGGCCCGCUAGUGUCUUUAGGCCUGCAAGCGGCCAGGCUUGGACCGGAGGCUGCGAGGGCCAUCGCAGAUCUUAUCCGCAACGAUUCUAAACUACAGAGAUUAGAUCUCCGUGACAACAAACUGGGUGCGGCGGGACUGCAAGCGAUACUGAACGCGUUGAAAGAGAACACUACGUUGACGCAGAUCGAUUUGGACGAUCCAGUUGAAACAACAACAUCGGUGGGCGUCCAGAGCUGCACAGAAACUGCGACUGUCGCGCGUCUUUUACGCGACAUCCGCGCUCUCUGCCGCCGCAACGAGCCGGCCGCGCCCGCACCUCCGGACAGACUGUUGAGGAAGAUCAGUCUUACCUGUCACACCGCUCCAGCUCCAAAGCAAAGUAUGCCCGUGGAGGAGGAGCGUAAGGUGCGACUACGUUCCCCUGCCCCCUCGCCCGCACCGUCACCCGCCGGCUCCCCCGUACCCGCGGCCGGAAGUGGCAGUUCGCGUUUCUCGGUAAUUCCGGUGACGACAGACUGUCCCUCUGCAUCAAGAUUUAAAGUUGUACAGGUGGCAGAUCCAGUGCAGCAUACACCAAGAAAAACACGAUUUUCCGUAACAAGAAACUACGACAAAAUGUACAACCCUACUUUGCCACCCACGACGCCAUCACCGUCACCCUCACCAUCGCCAUCAACAUCACCCGCCCCAGAAAUAAUCAUAGAAUAUAGCAAAGAUAACGAUAAGACGGACUAUAGUUCAAAUACCCAUUUAAACGAACCUAUGUUUGAUUAUUCAACAGAUAAGGAUAAUGCACACACAGUCAAAUCGGAAAAAGAUUCAAAUAAACCUAUAUUUGACAACACUAGAGAUAAAAAUAAAAAUAAUGCGACACAAGAAGAUGAAAUAAGUAUAGAUUUAAAUACGAAUAAAAAUAAUACAGAGAAAAGGCAAAAUGACGUAAAGCAGAGUGAUUUAAAUAAGAAUAAUACGAAACAAAAUGCAAUAAAAAAUAUUAUAGUUUCAACGAAAGACACUGAAAAUUGUAAACUUAAAACAAAGACUGAAAGUAAAAAUGAUAAUAUUGUUAUAGAACAAGAUAAAAGUGGAAAUUCUUGCGAUAGUAAUGUCACAAAAGUAGUUUCAAAUACAAUAACUAAAGAUUAUAUUGAUAUCAAACUAGAUACAGAUUCGAAACCGAAAUGUAUACAAGAUGAAAAAGCUAUAAAACUCGAUCCAGCUAAAAAACCAACAGGUUCAGUUGACACGAAACCAGAAUACGUUAUAAGUAAAACAGUUAUAAUCCCUAAAACGGAAAAUAGGACUGUUUUAACACAAACAGACGAAAUUAUGAGCGUGCCUGACUUCAUCAUUCAUGAUACUGGCAAAACAAGAGAUGAAAAAAUGACUAAUGUAAAAGAUAAAAAUGGCGGUGAUUGCAACAGUGGUAUAGAUAAAAGAAAUAUAGCAGUAGAUUUAAGAGAGGGUUUUAAAGUUGAGGCCGAGAGUAUAAUAGCAAAAGACUUGAAAGAGAGUUCUAAGUCUGUAAAUAUACCUGAAUCUGUGAUAAUAGAACCUGAAUUAAUAUCUAAUUUAGGUUCUGAAGUUUAUGAGAAGCCACAAGAGCUUGCAAGUUUAUUAGAUUCUAUUUCAAAAGAAAGUGAAUCAGACUAUGUUAAGAGUGACAUUGUUGAUAUAAAAGUGAGUGAAAGUGAUGUUAAAAAUAUUACUGUUAGUAAUUCGUUAAACAACGAAAAAUUAAAAGAUACAGAAGUUAUAGGUGAUUAUAGUGAAAAUUUAGAAUUAAUUAAUGUUAGUGAUACAAACAAAUUUAGUGAAAGUGUUGGAAGUGACACGUUUGGUGAUAAAAUCGAACAAAUGUCUCAUAAUGAGACCGUUGAUUACCGAGGUGACGAUAAAAUAGUUAAGACAGAGACAAAAUUAGUUAAAAGUAGCAUAGAAGUGAGCGAAACGGACAGAGUUGAAACAGACGUGACCGUAACUGUUAGGAGCGAGAAUAGUAUAAAAACCAAAGUACAUCGCGACCAAAAUGUAAAUAAAUUAGUUAAGGAAGAGAAACGGGAAGUAGCGAUCAAACAAAUUGAAGCCAUAACAGAAGAUUUAGGGAACUUAAUUCAGGAAAUGCAAGAUUUGUCCACAAAGGCUAUGAGUAAGACCGCUACGGAGGAUGUAAAUGUAGUUAUAGGUGUAAACAAAGUACCUGCAGUUCGAGAUAAUGUAGUUUUAAAGAAAAACAAAAGCGAAUCGAGUUUAGACAGUCCAGACCUAGAAGUGUCCAGACUGAUGAGGAAACCCAUUAGUGCCUUCUGUGAUAGCAGCUCUUCUUUAGAAAUUUCUGGAAGUUCCGUCGAAAGUCUCAACAUAGAGAGAGCAAGACCGAUCAUAAUACAUGAGGAGACUCGAUUGUCUAAAAACAGCAGCAUAGAAUCUACCAGUGAAGUGACUCCAGUGAAUUUAAACGUAUCAAUAAGUUCUAACGAAAGUGUUUCCCCUAUUAUAUUUGGGAACACUAAGAAAAUUCACGGUUCCUUAUCAAGUUUGGAAGCUAGUAUGAGCUCGGUAGAUUCAGCUAGGCAUGAAAAGGUUAUGGUGACAUCUGCGGAUUCUGGAAUAGAGUACUCUUUACAAAAUCCCUCAGAAAUCAGAGAAGAUAGCUCGUCAAACGAAGGCACACUCACCUGCAGCUCGAGUUUGAAGGAAUCAGUUAGAAAAGAGCCAAAUGAAUCACUAACAUCUCCGAAAAGAACGUCGAGUCUGUUAGAUGUACCUGCUUUAAAAUCUAAAGGGCUAGAGCGUAUGAGAAAAAUAUCUUGGGUGGCGCCGUCUGCCAGUUUUCAUUUACCGAGGCCUGAGGAGAAAAUAGAAUACAAACUUCCUACUAAUUUAGAGAAGUUGUUGAGUUUGUUUCAACAUCCGAGCAGUUUGUUUUCUAGAAAUAAUAGUGACGAUGAUAAGAAAUCGUCAUCUAGUACUCCUCCCAGAAAGGAUUCCUCGUUGACAAGCUCAUUCUGGUCCUGGGGCAGUGUAACGGAGAAAGCAGAUAAAGACGACGCGGACAGUCUAUCUGAAGCGACAGAUUCGACGCUUUCAGAAAGAGUUCAAGUGUCUUUCGUAGAUGAGUCGUUUUCCAAAAAACUCGAUAGCAAAACCCCAUCAACCGAUACGGAUAACACGCUAAGCGAGUUCCAAACUUUCCCCAACAGUGCGGAAAAUAAUCCGAACAGCGGGGAAGGUGCAACAGUUACCGAACUAACCACCGAUGAGAAAUUAGUACAAAAAUGUUUAGCUUUAAGCGAUAAUGACACAUGCCCGGAAGAACCGGGCCCGUGUGAUAAAAUAGAUCUCAAUACACCCAACGAUUUGAAUAGAAACGUAACGCAAGCGUCCGAAAAACCUGAGUACUGCGAUAAACUGGACACAGCUGCGUGCAGCGAAACCUUAGUUAAAUUAGAUGAUGAAAAAGUAGAUGUAAGACCGCGGACUUUUGCUUCCGUACUAACGUCUUCUUCCGAAAACUCCUUAGAAAAGCAAGCAAGCCCGGAAACCGUACAUCCUGUAGAGAAGCUUCCCAGCAAAGUAAUUCGAGGGAUUAAAGAAAAUAUCAGCCCCGAGAAUACGUUAACUUCAAGUAUAUGCACUGCAGCACUAGCAAUGGAUAUAAGUGAGAGGCAAAUGAAGAAUAAACCAAUAGUUAACGCAGUCUGGGAAGUUACCAUGCCGUGUUUAGAGAAAAGUGAGACUAAAACCGAAGAAGCGCCAAUUAAAACACAAAGUGAAUUUGCGCCGAUCAAGACGCAAAGUGACUUUGCGCCGAUCAAAACACAAAGCGACUUUGCGCCGGUCAAAACGCAAAGUGAAUUCGCGCCGAUCGCAACGAUAGAUGAAACUAGCGAUGUGGCUGCUGAUGAUCUAAUUCAAUUGGCAUAUAUAGAUGACCCAAAAGUGGAAGAAAGAGUCGUCGAUGUUGAAAACAUGACGAAAGCGAAAAGCGAAAAGCAUGGUGUCGAUAAAGUUGAUUUAGGAAAAGAUGCGUUGGCAUAUUUAAUGUAUGAAAAUCAAGAUUUCGAAACGGAAGGGGCACAUUCUGUCGCAGAAGCAAAAUCGCCGCAGGGAUCUCUCGCUCAGGAGCUAAGGGAUGCCGAAAUCAAAGAAAUGCUGGACCUAUCUCCCGAAUUAGUGAUUGACGAAGCUGUAGAAAUACCAGAGAUAUUCACAGUGGAAAUAAAAGGCCGUAAAAGUUCCCCGGUAAUACCAGAACGGGCUAAGUUAAAAAAGUCGAAUUCCCUAGAGGAUUUGACUAAGCGUCCGGCAAUAGAAGAGAAGGACAGUCCAAAAUUGAAAACGAUAGCUUUCAAAGUUCCAGAAAGUACAACUCCAAGGGAUAUACCAGAAAGAAGGGGAAAGUUAAGAUCCAGAAGUGGUUCUAGCCCGAAAUCAUUGCCCGAAAGUCUAAAUAAACCCUGUCCACUAACAAAAAUGGAUUCGGUUAUAAGUAAAAAGAAGAAAAAAGUUUCUUCCCUGGGAAAAACGGCGCGUGAUUCCCUGUUAAUGUUAAAUAUGAGCGAAGAGGAAAUUGCUGAGUUCAGGCGGCCGUAUAAACUUACUUCUGUCGAGAGCUUGAGAUCUCUGGAAUCCGUUUCUGAGGAUGCAAACUCUCAAAGUGGGACCUCUGUAGAUUCAAGAUGCAGAGCCUGUUUGAGGACGUCCCAAGAGAGUCUUAUGUCCUUGGAUUCGAUAACUGAAGAUUGCCGAUGUUUGGAGGAAUGCGAGAAGAGACAUUCGAAUAGAUAAAGACAGUCUACGGUUGGAAGUUUGCGAUUUAUCCUCGACAUUUUUGUCGCUGCGACAUUUGUGUCGCGAAUGUUGGAAUUAAGAAAUAUUGCUUGGACACACGGGUAUGGCUUGGGUUUUAAGCUCACUUAGACGUUUUUUCGAAAAGUGAAAUGUAAAUUUCUUUUUUUUUUUUUUUAGUAUUAUUACGCCGUCGCCAUGUUUGGCCGUAUAUUUAUUAACUGCAAUGUUGUAAUUUGUAAAAAAUAAAUAAAUAAAGUAAUAAUAAUAGUAAUAUUAAUAAUGUUAAUGAUAAUGUACAGAUAUUUUUUAAAAAUGCCAGUUCAGAAUUUUAUAAUUAUCGUUAAAAUUAAUAACGUAAGGUUUUUCGCGCGUCGCGCAGAUAUUUUCAUCUGCGUCAUUUUAUGAGUCAGUUAGCGGUGUCAGUAAGUCAGUCAGUCAGUUUGACUACCACAAAGGUGGUUCACAGUUGAAUCUUCAUCUAUGACAUUUCAUGAGUCAGUUAGUUCGCCUGACCUCUAAAAUCAGCGCCACAAAGGUGGUUCACUGUUCAAUCUCAUACAGGCCACGCUUCUAAGUCUAGAGAUACUGAGUGAUAUUAUUUACGGGAUUUACUCAUGUUUAUGAGUGGUCCACAAUAAAAAAAAAACGCGCGUUUUUUAUUCUCGCAAUUCAGUAACACUUGACUAAUAUUAACGCAGUUUCGAUUUAAAACGUGUUGUUAAACGGUUAUGAAUAUGCGGUUUGCUAUAAAUUUCAUGCGGAUUAAAUUCACGCGAUUUUUUUGUGCAUGAAGUUACUUAAAAACUGACAUAAAUUUUGAGAACAUUUAUGUCAGUAUUAUUUAUUUUAUACGCAGAAUAAAAAUAACAGAGACGUUUAUCGCAAUUCUCUAGCAAUCGAAAUCACUUGAAAAACUUGCUCUUAAAAUUUCGCGUGUUUUUAUAAUAAUUUUCCAAGUUCCCUAGGUCAUUACUUUACCAUUUUAGACCGAAAUAUAAAUCGCGCGAAUAAACAAAUUCGUUUUUGUUGGGAGAGGGAGGAGAGUUGUUUAAUAGGCUCAAAAUUUACCUCUGGCUCAGUGGCGUGCAUCGAGGGUAUGC